Pyrus x bretschneideri (Chinese white pear) is the source of this 1671-nucleotide messenger RNA. RefSeq lists its product as uncharacterized. The record is from RefSeq and is a predicted model, not a curated record. Bases 1 to 1671 code for a protein of 556 amino acids. Lineage: Eukaryota; Viridiplantae; Streptophyta; Magnoliopsida; Rosales; Rosaceae. The transcript has 7 exons.
AUGGAAAAUACUGAUGUUGUAGACAUGGUAACGAGGUUAAAGCGAAAGCGUGCUAUAAAUGAAGAGGAAAAUAGGAAAAAGAGGAAAAUUAUUGUCGGUACGAUUAUAUAUGUUAUUGUCAUUGUCAUGCAUUGGUAUAGUAAGAGUGUUCUUCUCAAAGAACCUUCAAAUGAUUGGGAUCAAGAAAGACAAUCUUUCCUCGGCCGAUUGUUUAAUGGAAAAGAUUCAACUUGCAUUGAACAAUUACGAGUUAGCAAGAGUGCAUUUAAACGGUUAUGUGAAAUUUUACAAGGGAUUGGUGGAUUAGUUCGCACUAGACAUGUGUCCAUUGAAGAAUCAGUUGCAAUUUUUUUGCAUAUACUUGCCCACAACUUGAAGUUUAGAGUCGUCGAUUUUCACUAUUAUCGUUCCAAGGAAACAAUUAGUUGGCAAUUUCACAAUGUGUUGCAUGCAAUGAUGAAAAUAAGUCAAGAAUAUGUGAAAUAUCAACCAUGCAUUAUUGGUAAUUCUGAAAGAGAGAAGUGGCGGUGGUUUGAGAAUUGUCUUGGAGCACUUGAUGGAACUCUCAUUCCGGUAACAAUAACGGCUGAGGAAAGACCAAGAUAUCGAGAUAGAAAGGGUGAUAUAUCCACUAAUAUGUUAGGAGUUUGUGGUCCAGAUUUAAGAUUUUUUUAUGUGUUACCUGGAUGGGAAGGCUCUGCAUCUGAUGCUCGUGUUUUGUGUGAUGCUUUACAUAGGAGUAACCAGUUUCAUGUUCCAAAUGAUAAGUAUUUGCUUGUGGAUGCUGGCUAUACUAAUGGACCGGGGUUUUUAGCACCUUACCGUGGAACUAGAUAUCACUUGAAAGAGUGGGUUGGAAACCGUCGACCUGAAAACUACAAAGAAUUAUAUAAUUUGCGUCAUUCAAGGGCAAGGAAUGUUAUUGAGAGGGCAUUUGGAUUAACUGAGCAAGCAGCUGAUCCAGUUCUAGAAGCUCAAGAUUUACAAUUUUUAGUAUCUGUGGACUCAGAGUUGUUAAAUCGUUCAACAAGAGAGGAAAAUGAAAAUAACUCUGAUGGGAUUACAUCUGUUCAAGCUACUGCCGAAUGGACAGCAUUUCGUGAUACAUUGGCAUUGCAUAUAUUGGGUAACAAAGGAGAUGGUGGUUGGAGGACAACUGCUUAUAAUUCUACUGCAUCUAUAUUAUCUGCUCAAUUUGAUAUUCAUGUAACUGCUGAUAACAUUCGAAAUCGUGUGAAGUCUUGGAAAAAGUUCUAUGCAAUUGUGAGUGAUAUACUAAGUCAAAGUGGAUUUAGUUGGGAUGCAACCAAAAAGAUGAUAAGUGUAAAUGAAGAUCAUGUCUGGCAAGAGUACGUGAAGUCACAUAGUGGCGCUAAAAGUUUUCGUUGGAAGGUCAUUCCAAAUUGGGAUGAUAUAGUGGAUUUGUGUGGCAAAGAUAGAGCCACGGGUAAGGGUGCUGAAACAGGUGUGGAGGCUGUUGAGAUUAUGACUCCUCCGCAUAAUGAAACUAAUCAUAUUGAUUUGGAUGGUGAUACGCAAGGUUGGGGAUAUAUGGAAUCAGCUCGGGAGUUGUUUGAGGGGUUGCCUGCAAAAGAUAUGGUGGUGUGGACUGCAAUGGUUAAUGGUUAUGCUCAGAAUGCCCAUCCAAGAUACGCGUUGGAUUGCUUUUAG